GAUUAAAGUUUAUUUCAUCUGAUUAGAGUCUGGAGAAUCAACCAGCGCCCGAGUCACCAACAGAACCAGAGCAAAAUCCACAUGCAGUCUUGGAGAAAGAACAAGAUUUAGUCUUGGAGGGGAGAAACAAAAGUGUGGACUUGCAGAAUAAAACAGAUUUAGGCUUGAAGAAUCAAACUGGUGACCUUUUGGGGGAAAACACAGAGCCAGACUUGAAGCCAAAGCCAAAUUCAGACUCGGCUCACCAGCCAAUGAAGAAAACUGAAGAAAAUGCAGACUCACGGACCAAAACUGAUUCAAAUCCCAAACCCCCAAAAGUACUUGAUGAGGAUUUCUUGGGUCCGGCCCAGUGUCUGAAUCAGAAAUACACAUGGCUGUCUUGCUCUAAAGUGUUUUGUCCUCCAUGGAGGCGAUGCAUCGGAGGACAGUGUGUCUGUAAGAUGCCGUACAAAUGUCCACGGCUGAAAAACACCUGUACUCUGGACGGAUCCGUGUAUUACUCCAUGUGUCAGGCCAACGCCAUCUCCUGCAGAACCAAGACGCCCACUUUCUCACACUUCAGCUCAUCCUGCAAAGCGGGAGACAAGGUGCAUGUGAGCGUCUCUAAGUCUCGUAACGUGGUCGAGAUAAAAACUCAUUUGGGGAAAAUGCUGGUAUGUGGCAAGGACUGGAAUAUGGCUGCAGCAAAUGUGGUUUGUCGAAACCCUCUGAAUGUCGACAGAGGAGCAGAGAAUGCGUCUAAAAUCAAAUAUAUAUCUCUUGGUAAAGCUACUCAAUGGCCAAAUGAGUGUAUGAGGAUUCGCUGCAUGGGAUCUGAGCUCUCAUUGGCCGAGUGUACGAUCCAUAAUCCAGAGCCAAUCACAGCAAACACUGAGGUGGCCGUCGCAAAGUGUUAUAAGGAGCCUACAGGCGAAUGUAAGAAGUUCAUCUGUAUGAACGGGAAGUGUUUAGGCCAUGAAAAAACCUGCAAUGGUGUUGAUGACUGUGGAGACAACAGUGACGAGAUGUGCUGCCAAAAAUGUCGAGGCCAGGCGUUCCUCUGUAAGUCGGGUGUCUGUAUACCCCAACACGCCUUCAAAGACGGAAUCAGGGACUGUCUGGGAGGAGAAGAUGAACUCAAUGAAAACAAUGGAACAAAAACUAAAAAAAUGGAAGACGUUUUUUCCGAUCCGAUGUCAGAGAUCAGAGAAAUCCGCUCGUCUGCAGAGAGCCAGCUGCAGUGCGGCGUUCCCAAUACGGAGUAUGUGUACAAACAGGAGGACGAUGCGACUUCCCGUACACGCAGGAAACGCUUAGUAGGAGGGGAAGAGGCCUUACCGACUCAGAUACAGUGGCAGGUGGCCAUUCAGGAUGAAGGUACGAUCCACUGCGGAGGGGCGUAUUUGGGCGGCUGCUGGGUUUUGACCGCCGCCCACUGCGUCAGGCCCAAACCGAAGUCCUUCCGAAUCAAGUUCUCUCUCUGGAUGAAGCAUCGUAAGCAGUCGACGACAGACAGCAUCCCGGUGAAGAACAUCAUCAUCCAUCAUGAAUAUAACCCUCAAACCUAUGCGAACGACAUCGCUUUGGUGCAGCUAGAGGAGCUGAAUCUUUCAGACAAGUGCAUGCAGGACAAUCCCGCGGUCCGAGCCGUCUGCGUGCCCUGGUCCACCCAACAGUUCCAGCCCAACGACACCUGCACCAUCUCCGGCUGGGGCCGCGAUAGAGAGGGGAUAUCAGCAGCGAUUCUAAAAUGGGCAAAUGUGACGAUUAUCAGCGACUGCCAGAAUUUUUACAAGGACCGUUUCCUUCCUGGAAUGGAGUGCGCAGGUGACCUGGAGGGGAAGGUGGACUCGUGUCAGGGCGACUCCGGAGGGCCACUGGUGUGUACAGACGCGUCUGGUUUGUCGUACGUGUGGGGAAUAGUGAGCUGGGGUGAUAAAUGCGGCGAACCCAAUCAUCCUGGCGUCUACACUAAAGUGGCGCAUUAUUUCGACUGGAUCCGCUUCCACACAGGCUGGCCGGCCGUUACCAAAUUUAACCAGUAAAACGAAGGAACAGGCCAGUUCACAUUUUCUGAUUGAUGUUACUUUAUGUGCUAUUUGUAUGUUGCUAUUAAAAUUCUGAUUAUCAAGCAAUUUAAAA
This is a messenger RNA of Sinocyclocheilus rhinocerous, 2121 nucleotides long. Its product is annotated as complement factor I-like. Gene Ontology annotation, molecular function: protein binding; serine-type endopeptidase activity. Gene Ontology annotation, cellular component: membrane. The transcript has 11 exons. Gene Ontology annotation, biological process: proteolysis. Bases 252 to 2024 code for a protein of 590 amino acids. The record is from RefSeq and is a predicted model, not a curated record. Lineage: Eukaryota; Metazoa; Chordata; Actinopteri; Cypriniformes; Cyprinidae.